AUCAACAUUUCGUAUCCGGCCACGGGCUGCCAGAAGCUCAUCGAGGUGGACGAUGAACGCAAACUUCGUCCUUUCUAUGAGAAGCGCAUGUCUCAUCAGAUGACAGCUGAAAGCCUUGGAGAUGAAUGGAAGGGUUAUCUCGUGAGGAUCAGCGGAGGCAAUGACAAGCAAGGCUUCCCCAUGAAGCAGGGUGUUCUGACCAACGGCCGUGUGCGUCUGCUGCUGGGGAAGGGCCACUCCUGCUACCGGCCACGCCGUACUGGAGAGCGCAAACGCAAGUCUGUCCGAGGCUGCAUCGUGGAUAGUAACCUGUCGGUGCUCAACCUUGUCAUCCUCAAGAAGGGUGAGCAGGACAUUCCGGGACUGACCGACACCACCAUCCCUCGCCGUUUGGGCCCCAAGCGUGCCGGCAGGAUCCGCAAGCUCUUCAACCUCAACAAGGAGGACGACGUGCGUCAGUACGUGGUCAGGCGUCCCCUGCCACAAAAGGAAGGUAAGAAGCAGAAGUUCAAGACUCCAAAGAUCCAGCGACUGAUUACCCCUCAGCGCCUGCAGCGUAAGAGACACAUGAGGGCAGUGAAGCGCAGACGUUACGCCAAGCAACGUGAGGAGGAGGCCACCUACGCCAAGCUCCUGGCCAAGAGAAAGAAGGAGGAGCGCGAGGCCCACGCCAAGCGCCGCUCGUCAGCACGAGAGUCAUCCCUCCGGGAGUCCAAGUCCAAGGCCUAGGUGUGCAAAACAAUAUAUAGAUCCCUCCAAUGGGAGAACAAUAAACUUGAAAACAUGUCUUAAAAGAA
Molecule: messenger RNA, 797 nt
Organism: Branchiostoma floridae (Florida lancelet)
Lineage: Eukaryota; Metazoa; Chordata; Leptocardii; Amphioxiformes; Branchiostomatidae
Product: 40S ribosomal protein S6
Biological process (GO): translation
Cellular component (GO): ribosome
Molecular function (GO): structural constituent of ribosome
Source: RefSeq, a predicted model, not a curated record